AUGUCCGAUUUACAGUUGAGCAUAUUGAAGAAAGUCCACGACUCCAAUGGUGUCAUUGAAAACACCUUACAGGUCCCCGAAUUCGCCGACAUCGACGCCAAUACCUUACACUCCAACUUGACCUCGUUAUGGGCCAAGGAAAUGAUCACAUUCUCCAAGAUUGAAAUCGACCAAUGGAACCUCACCCCAGAAGCUGAAUCUUUCGUCACCAACGGUGCCACCCCCGAAAUCCAAGUUGUCGAUGAGGUAUUGAAGUCCUUGGAGACCUUGACCAUCAAUGACUUGAAGGCCAAGUUGGGUCCUAUUGGUCUCGUCGGCCAAGGUAAGGCGUUCAAGAACAAGUGGUUGAGCAAAGAUGGCGACAAGUUGGUCGCCAAGGUGGACAAAUUGCCCCAAGAUAUAGUGUUGGAAGAAUUGAAGACAAUCAAGGAAACUGGUUCCUUGGAAGACAAGAAGGAAUUAACUGAGUUGAAGAAGAGAAAGUUGAUCACAUUGGUAAAGAUUGUCGGUUACAAGGUCGAAAAGGCCGCCAAGUUCGCCUUGGAAAUCAAGAGUUACGAAACCGAUAUCACUGCUGAGAUGGUGGCCAACGGUUCGUGGAAGGACGCUGAAUUCAAGCCUUACAACUUCAACUCCGAAGGUGUCUACCCACAAUCUGGUGCAUUACAUCCAUUGAUGAAGGUGAGAGAAGAAUUCAGACAAAUCUUCUUCUCCAUGGGCUUCACUGAAAUGCCAUCCAACCAGUACGUCGAAACUGGUUUCUGGAACUUCGACACCUUAUUCGUUCCUCAACAGCAUCCUGCCAGAGAUUUACAAGAUACUUUCUACUUGAAAGAUCCAGUCAAGGCUGGAAAGCCAGAAGACAUGGAAUACUGGGACAACAUUAGAAAGGUCCAUCAAGAAGGUAAGUACGGCUCCAUUGGUUACAGAUACCCAUGGAAGGAAGACGAAUCUUUAAGAAUGGUUUUGAGAACUCACACAACUGCCAUUUCUUCCGCUAUGUUGCACAAGUUGGCCAAGGACCCUAAGCCAUGCAGACUUUUCUCCAUCGAUAGAGUUUUCCGUAACGAAGCCGUUGAUGCUACCCACUUGGCCGAAUUCCACCAAGUUGAAGGUGUGUUGGCUGGUUACGACAUCACUUUGGGUGACUUGAUUGGUUUCAUGGAAGAUUUCUUCGGCAAGAUGGGUGUCAACGGCUUGAGAUUCAAGGCUGCCUACAACCCAUACACCGAGCCAUCUUUGGAAAUUUUCGCCUACCACAAGGGAUUAGGCAAGUGGGUUGAAAUUGGUAACUCCGGUAUGUUCAGACCAGAAAUGUUGGAGUCCAUGGGCUUACCAAAGAACUUACGUGUCUUGGGUUGGGGUCUUUCUUUAGAAAGACCUACCAUGAUUAAGUACGGAGUCUCCAACAUCAGAGAAUUGUUGGGACACAAGGUUUCCUUGGAUUUCAUCGAAACCAACCCCGCUGCCAGAUUAGACGAAGCUUUGGUUUAA
Messenger RNA from Suhomyces tanzawaensis NRRL Y-17324, 1494 nucleotides. It is a transcript of the gene FRS2, whose product is annotated as phenylalanine--tRNA ligase subunit alpha. Gene Ontology annotation, molecular function: phenylalanine-tRNA ligase activity; ATP binding; tRNA binding. The record is from RefSeq and is a predicted model, not a curated record. The coding region runs from base 1 to 1494 and encodes 497 amino acids. Gene Ontology annotation, biological process: phenylalanyl-tRNA aminoacylation. NCBI's taxonomy places the organism in Eukaryota, Fungi, Ascomycota, Pichiomycetes, Serinales, Debaryomycetaceae. The transcript has a single exon. Gene Ontology annotation, cellular component: cytosol; cytoplasm; phenylalanine-tRNA ligase complex.